Messenger RNA from Branchiostoma floridae (Florida lancelet), 2323 nucleotides. RefSeq names its product kelch-like protein 9. Lineage: Eukaryota; Metazoa; Chordata; Leptocardii; Amphioxiformes; Branchiostomatidae. Gene Ontology annotation, molecular function: protein binding. The record is from RefSeq and is a predicted model, not a curated record. Bases 182 to 2323 code for a protein of 713 amino acids. The transcript is spliced from 8 exons.
GAGACUAUAGAAGCAGUCGUGUCUGUCGGGAGAGAUAGAGUAGGGAUAUCUCAGGAUCUUGUCUUGUCUCAAGAAGCUGGUAGGAGACACUUGAGGGUAAUCUUGAGGUUAACAGGCCGAAUGACUGGCAUGAUGGACAGGCAUUCCUGGAGCGCUCCGAUGGAAGUGAUGCCCUGUUGCCAUGGAUACUGAUGGAGUGACUCCUGAGCAGGAGGAUGUGGAGUUGGAGGAGCUGGAGGAGUUUCUCUCCGACAAACAUCCGGAGUUCCUGCUCCGAGGCCUGAACAGUCUCCGGGAGGAGGACGUGCUCUGUGACUUCACUCUGGUGUCAGAGUCCAGCUCUUUCAGUCUGCAUAGGGCCCUGCUGGCAUCAUGUAGCGACUAUCUCAAGGCGCUGCUGACCAGUGCAAUAACUGAUGGCAAACAGGACAAGGUGGAGCUGGAGGGUGUGACGGUGGAAGGCGUGCGGUGUUUACUGGACAUCCUGUACGCCACGAAAACGGACGUCAACGAUGACAACGUUAAGCAAGUUCUCGGUGUUGCCAGCUGUCUGCAGAUUCCGCCGAUCGUGCAGGCUUGCUACGACUUCAUCGUGGAGGGGGGUUCGGAGAGCGCUAAGCUGGACCACGAUUCGGGGGAGCACAGCAGGAAGAUUCUGAAGGGGCUGAACGCGUUACGACGUAAUAACCAAUUAUGCGACAUCCUCCUCAUAUCGUGUAAGCAGAAGUUCGUGGCGCACCGUGCCGUUCUCGCGGCGUGUAGCGACUAUUUCCGCGCCAUGCUGACAGGGAGUCUAAAGGAGAGUAAAGAGCGAGAGAUCGUGUUACACGGCAUGAAGGCGUCGGCGCUGGAAGCCUGCAUAGACUUCAUCUACAGCGGGCAGAUCGGACUCAGCCCACAGAACAUCGCUGACAUCAUCAACGUGGCUGCUUACUUACAGAUCCCCACAGUGCUGGAGCUCUGCUGCACGUACUAUAAGGACUCCAUCACCGUGGACAACUGUCUGGAGAUCACGCACGCCGCGCAGAGUUACGGAGUCACGGAACUGAAAGAGUUUGCAGACGACUUUAUUGUCGAGAACUUUCACGCGUUCGCCGAGACGGAGAAGUUCGAGAGUCUGACGCAGAGGGAGCUGAUUGGAUACUUGGAGAGGAAUUCGAUACGAGCGAGCGAGCUGGAGGUGUUCAGGUUUGCGCUGAAGUGGAUCGAUGCGGACCACGAUGCUCGAGUGGCGGACGCGUGCACGGUGAUGCAGUGUGUGCGGUUCCCGCUGAUGUCUGACAGGGAUAUCAUGGAGAAUGUGCAAGAGGUGGGUUUCAUGAUGAUGGACCCAAAGUGCCACGCCCUGCUGGUCGAGUCAUUUACCUACAAGGCUUUCCCGUACAAGCAGAACUCCCUACAGUCUCCACAGACACAGGUACGAGCCACGGAGGACGCGGUGAUCGUGAUUGGUGGAGAGACGGACCAGGCGAUCAGCCGGGAGCUCAUGUUCUGCGAUGGCAGCGUGGUGUCGAGUUCCGUACGCUGGAAGAACCUUCGCCCGAUGCCGAGCCCGCCGCGGAAGUACCACUGUGCGGCCGUCAUGGAUAACUACCUGUACGUGGUGGGGGGGACACUCCCCGGGACACACCUCUCCUCGGGUUUCCGCUACGACCCCCGGUUCGACACCUGGGUCCCGAUCGCGCCCAUGCAGGAGGCACGGUACUACUUCCAGCUCGUGGCCUGCCGAGGUCACCUGUACGCGAUCGCGGGAAAGCUCGGGCCCGACAUCCUCUCGUCUGUGGAGCAGUACAGCCCGGAGCUGAACCGGUGGGCGAAGGUGAAGCCUCUCGAGGUCGAAGUGUACGGCCACGCGGCCUGCGUCUGCGAAAACGAGAUCUACAUCUCCGGCGGGCGGGUCGAAGGUCAUUACCAUGACUACAUGGUGCGGUACGACCCGGAGCAGGGCUGCGAGCGGCUGAAACCGAUGCACGACGCGCGCUCGGGACACAACAUGUGCUCCGUGGGGGGUGACAUCUACGUGAUCGGCGGGUGUGCAGUUGCUACCAUGGAGCGGUACAGCCGAGAGGACGACUCCUGGCGGUUCCUCGCGCCGGUUCUAUCGCCGCAGACCGGCGCGGGGAUCGCGGUGUUCCGCGACAAGAUCUACAUCCUGGGCGGGAUCAACUGGAACACGUGGAAGUUCAGUAGCGAGAUCCAAGGGUACGACAUGGAGGGGAACACCUGGACGGUGGUCGGGCACCUCCCCGACAUCUAUGACGGGCUCUGCGCAGGUGUGCUCAUGCUUACGCAACACGUCAGAGACAAGAGUGUGGUGCGAUGA